Molecule: messenger RNA, 768 nt
Organism: Fibroporia radiculosa
Lineage: Eukaryota; Fungi; Basidiomycota; Agaricomycetes; Polyporales; Fibroporiaceae
Exons: 3
Coding region: 1-768 (255 amino acids)
Source: RefSeq, a predicted model, not a curated record
AUGGUCCAUCAUGUAGCGAUACAACGGUCGCCAAUCGUUACACCUGUGCAGCAUGCCCACACCACUGGCGCCGUGGAGGGUGUCGGUGUCGAUUUCGUCGACUUCGAGGGUGGCGUCAGCCCUGCAGAGGGUGGACUGAACGAGAUAGCGGAGACAGUGCUGGAUGUGGUGCUCCAUACUGCUACCGGUGACGAAGCCGACGCGUAUGAUGUCGAGACAAUGCAGUUGGUGGAUCAUGCUAAUCUGGAAAGUGCGAUUUGCGGGGCCAACCUUGGAGAAGCCGUCGGUGGGAAAGAGUGUGCCCCACUCGUCGUCGUCGUGCAACAACCAGUGCGGCGCGCCAUCCUCAUGCACGUGCGCGAUAGGUGGGAGAUGGACGGCGAGCUGUGCGGGGAAGUCGUCGCCGAUGUAGCCUGGGGCGGGAGCGCUGCUUUGAAAAUCCGUGCUCCCGAGAUUCGCCGCUACACACAAAGACCCAUCAUGUCGAAAUAUGAGCUCCUCGGUCAGGAUGAGUUCACGGCUGAUACUCCCGUCGCGGAGAAACCGGUCGUUCACAAAGCACCCUCACGAUUUCCGCUAGCUGCUUCACCACUUACCGUCAUAAUUAUUCUUUCCCUCAUCCUCGCGGCGAACAUCGCCUGUUGGGUGUACACCACGAGGGAGGUGAACACCAUAGUCAGAGCGCUGCAUGCGGCCCACCUUGACCUCACGGACACGCGCGAAUUGCCGCGUUCCCGCUCGGAGGGAGGGUUCUGGGAGUUGUAUUGA